Myotis davidii is the source of this 1434-nucleotide messenger RNA. RefSeq names its product nck-associated protein 5-like. The record is from RefSeq and is a predicted model, not a curated record. Gene Ontology annotation, cellular component: microtubule plus-end. Gene Ontology annotation, biological process: microtubule bundle formation; microtubule depolymerization. The coding region runs from base 43 to 1434 and encodes 463 amino acids. The transcript is spliced from 3 exons. Lineage: Eukaryota; Metazoa; Chordata; Mammalia; Chiroptera; Vespertilionidae.
CUGAGCGCCAAGUCAGGAGCCCCUGCUUUGAAAGGCCCUGGCAUGGGGGUUGUCCUCCCCGGGCAACUCUGUCCCCGCAGUCGCUGCAGCAGCAGUGAGCUGUCUCUCUCCAGCACCUGCAGCGAGUACUCCAGCGGCUCCUCCUGCACAUGGCACGAUGGGAAGAACCUCAGGAGAAGGCCAUCAUCACAAAACUGGGAUAAAAGGCUAAGUAUUGACUCCUCGCUCCCAAGUGGCUUCGCUAGUCCUACCGACGAACUACCUCUGACGCGAAUCAAGGAAAGCCACAUUCUGGAAGGACUGAGAAAGCUGCAGAAGCGAACAGUGUUACUUGAACCUCCCUCCGUGAUAACCAAAUGGGGCUAUAAAGAUUGCAUGAACUCCAAUGAAGGAAUAUAUUCUCCAGGGAUCAAGAGUAGCCCCAAGGAGCAUCCCCCCUGCAAAACAGCAGACAUGGGGGGCGCCUGCAAGGAGCCCCACCAGGCAUUUGUUUAUGACACAGAUUGCCACGAGGGCGCCGAUGAGGACUCUGCCUCCUUAGCGUGGGCCCAGGCCUUUCCCAGCCAGGCCUGCAGGCUGCAUGGCUGUCAGCUGACCCACAGCGUUUCAGACAGCCUGUUCAGCUGGGAGCCGAACGGAAGACACUUUUCAGAAGGCGUUUACCCCGGAGAGAGACCGGGAAAGCGGGGAAGCGGUGCCAGCAGCUGUUCCUCGGAGAGGCAGCUGUGCCCACGUGUGCAGGUGCCUCGGGGACAGAGCGAGGGGGGUCCCCGCAGCCGGGGCCGCGUGGCUGUCAGCCUCCAGCUUUCAGACACGGAUGACAACGACACCCUCGACGAGCUGCACAUCGGGAGCAGUGACGAGAAGAGCCCCUCGGACCUGUCAUUGGCCACGGACACGGACAAGUCCACGGAGAACCUGGACACUCUCGUGGGGCUGGGGAGGCCGCCGCUCGGGCCUCCCGGGGAGGAGGAGCGCGCGCCCAGCCACGUGGAGAGGCCGGGGACGCUGGGCCUCCUGCGGCGGCAGCGGGUGGUCAGGAGGACGUCUUCGGAGGAGUGUGUGACCAUCGUAUUCGAUGCGGAGGAUGGCGAACCCAUUGAGUUCAGCUCUCAGCAGACGGGGGUUGUCACCGUCACCAGGAAUGAGAUCGCCAUUGCCCAGGCCCCGCUCCCCACGGCACCGGAUCACCUGGCCAGGGGGCUGCCCCUGGAUGCAGCGACAAUGCCAGAGACCCUGGAACAUCGCGCCCCUGGGGCCGCUGGAAUUGAAGGGGCGGAAAGCAGGUCCGUGAAGAGAUCGCUCUCCUCCAACAAGCCCCACCUGAAGCCGGCUCUGGGCAUGAACGGGGCGAAGGCCCGCAGCCAGAGCUUCAGCGCCCACGCGGGGGAGAAGCCGCCCACGCCGCCCAUGGAAGGGCCGGGCCGGGUCUGA